UCCCUUGCUAUCUCGCAAAAUUCAAAUUUCUAUUGCCUUCGUCGUCUGGCUAGCUCAUUUCAGUUCAAAAUUUAAACCCUAAACCUCUCUCAGAAGAAAGAAAGGCAAAAAUGUUUUCUCCGGGGACGAAGAGGUCCAAUCUGAGCUCCCGCAAAGAGCGAAGCCUGGGGCACUCUCUAAAUGCGCUCGAUUCUCCCAUUACUCCAGUACCAGAGUCUCGAAAACCAGCUAAUGACAAUUCCAUCCCUGAUCGCCCGAGCACCGGUACUCCCGCUCCCUGGGCUCCUCGUUUAUCCGUCCUCGCCAGGAUUCCACCAGUCAACAAAAAUGAGAAAGGAAAUGAAAUAGAUCCUGUUAAGCCGGUAUUUGUUUCAGAGUUUCCACAAUCAGUUCGUGAUGAACAAUCCAGUUUCCUUAGAAAGUAUCUUCCUGGUCAUGCAUGCAUAUCUGGCGGAAUGGAUAAGAAAACCUGCCUUUCUUGGAUCAUUUGUGGAAAUAGGCUCUUCAUAUGGAGUUACUUGUCAUCUGCACCAUCUAGAAAAUGCAUUGUUCUUAAACUCCCGUCAGAUGUUAUAGAAGGUGAACAAACUUGCACCACUUCAUUUUACGGUAAAAAUUGGUUGCUUAGUGUUGUCAAUUGGGAUUCACCAAGCCAGAGUAAAAGCAAAGUGUUCCAACAAUGCAAAUCUGCUGGUGUCAUAAUUUGUAACCAAAAAACUCGAGCUAUCAUAUACUGGCAGAUUUUCAGUUUGUAUGAGACAAGCUUCAUAGAUUUCUACUUGAGAAAAAAAGGAGUGCUUCCUCUCAAAAAGGAUUUAUGCUCACCUUUUGCAGGACAUUCUUUGCAAAUUAUCUUGGAACAUGGUGAAAAGCUGGCUGGAAUGGUUCAACUGCGGGAUCUGCAAAACUUAAUUAGCCAGAACCGUUCAGUUGAAAUUGGUUCACCACGUAAUGGUUUAGAGCAUCAAGGUGCAGGUUCCAUUUGGGAUCUUAUUCAGUUGGUUGGUGAGAAAGCCCGGCGGAAUACUGUUCUUCUGAUGGACAGGGAUAAUGGUGAAGUGUUUUACAGUAAGGUCUCUGAUAUUGAGGAAGUAUUUUAUUGCUCAGACAAACAGCUUGAAUAUUUAAUAAGCACAGAGCAUCCACUUGAGAUUCAGAUGCAGAGAGCUUGUGAAAUUUCAAAUGCAUGUGUUACUGUAAUUCGAACUGCCAUGCAGUACAGAAAUGAGCACCAGAUGUGGUAUCCACCACCUGAGGGCUUAACCCCUUGGUAUUCUCAACCUGUGGUGCGUAAUGGGCUGUGGAGCAUUGCUUCUUUCUUUCUCCAGCUGUUAAGGGAAACAUCUGGGCUUGAUGUGUCUGCAAAAACAUACAUAUACAAUCAUCUAGAAGCACCGGCAGAGGUUUUACUUGAGGCAUAUACUGGUGCUAUCACAGCUAAGGUAGAGCGUGGAGAAGAACACAAAGGUCUUGUAGAAGAAUAUUGGAUCAGGAGAGACACACUUCUUGAAUCUCUUUAUGAGCAAGUCAAAGGUUUUGUGGAAGCAGGGUGCCAGGAAGUACAUGGAGAGCUUGGCGAGCCAAAUGAGGAAAUCCUUAGGAAGCACUCUUCAAGUUUGCUGGCUAUUGCAAAACGACAUGAGGGCUACCAAACUAUGUGGACAAUAUGUUGUGACCUCAAUGAUUCAGUGCUACUUAGAAAUCUUAUGCAUGAGAGUGCGGGACCCCAGGGAGGGUUUAGUUACUUUGUGUUCAAACAAUUGUAUAAGAAAUGGCAAUUUUCCAAGCUUCUAAGGCUUGGGGAAGAGUUUCCGGAGGAGCUGUCGAUUUUUCUAAAGCACCAUAAUAAUCUCUUGUGGCUUCAUGAAGUAUUUCUUCAUCAAUUUUCUUUGGCUUCUGAUACUCUUCAUGAAUUAUCUCUCUCUCAAGAAAAGACCUCUACGUCAACUGAUGAAGAGGGAACAGAGCUUGACUUUGGAAAUUCAGAAUUAACACUGGCAGAAAGAAGGCGGCUUUUGAAUCUCUCAAAGAUAGCAGCCAUAGCAGGUAAAGAUGCUGACUGGAAAGUAAAAGUGGAACGCAUUGAAGCUGAUAUGAAGAUUUUGAAAUUGCAGGAAGUAAUAACCAAAGCAGCCUGCAGUAAUGAAGCAAUUGAACAGCGGCUGCUUCGUCCAGAUGAGCUCAUAGAGCUGUGCCUCAAAAGUGAAAACUCAGAGCUUGCAUUGCUUGCAUUUGAUGUCUUUGCAUGGACCAGCUCCUCAUUUCGUAAGAGCCACAGGAACCUUUUGGAGGAUUGCUGGAGGAAUGCAGCUGAUCAGGAUGACUGGGGGCAGCUCUACGAAGCUUCUGUAGAUGAGGGGUGGAGCGAGGAGGAUACUCUGCGGCAACUCAGAGACACUGUGCUUUUCCAGGCCUCAAAUAGGUGUUAUGGGUCACAAGCAGAAACUAUUGAAGGAGUGUUUAAUGAAGUGCUCCCCCUGAGGAAAGAUAACAUACCGGCUCCACUUUUGGAAGACUUAAAUUCUUCUGUGGAAGGAAUAUUGAUGCAGCAUAAGAAUUUUGCUGAUGCGGGCAAACUAAUGCUGACUGCAAUAAUGUUGGGCGCUCCACAGGAUGAUACGGAAGCCAAUGAAGGUCAUUUUCCAAUGGAUUGAUAGUGGUACUGAUAACAUUUUAGGAUAGGUCCUCACUGACUUGCAAAAUCAUGAGUAAAUGUUGUCUAUAGCUGUCAAGCUUCGGUGCUACUGUCUUUCUACACCAGAUGAUUGCCUGCUGCUGUUUUUUUUUUUCAUAUGCAUAGGCAGCUAGUUGGUGAUAAGGGCCUUGCUCUGAAUUGGUGAAUCUUGAAAUUGGGGCUCUUACAGCAGGUUGGCUUACAUUUAGGUCUCAUGUCAAAUUUAACUAGUUUUCUCUGGUAAGUUCUUUAGGGCAAAGAUUCAUUUUUUUAAGGGUGCUGUAUCUUUUUAGUGCUUUGAUAACUAGAUAUAAAUAGUGACCAACACCACUCAUGAGAUUACCAUGGCGUCUUGGAGGUACUUGCCUCAGCAAUAAGUUUUUAAUA
Messenger RNA from Carica papaya (papaya), 3061 nucleotides. Lineage: Eukaryota; Viridiplantae; Streptophyta; Magnoliopsida; Brassicales; Caricaceae. The record is from RefSeq and is a predicted model, not a curated record.